AUGUACUUCUCGAAAGCCUUCAUCGUAUCCGCCCUGGUUGGCUUCGCAGCGGCAAAGUCUGAAAAAUCGUCACAAUCUAUCGCAGCUUCGGAAUCUCUAGCUGCGACGGCAAACUCCACAGCAUCUGCACCUUCGACAUCAUCGACAUCAUCAUCAUCAUCAUCAUCAUCGAUGUCAGGUAGUCUUAUUACACAUACCAUCCAGGUCGGCGGGGCGAACGGGUCUCUAGGUUUCUACCCAAACAACGUGAAGGCAAACGCGGGAGACAUGAUCCAGUUCCAGUUCCACCCAAAGAACCAUUCCGUCGUUCAGUCUACUUUCGACAACCCAUGCGUACCCAUCCAGAACAUCAUGUCCAACCAGACGAACGCUUUCUUCUCAGGCUUCAUGCCCACCACCGCUGCUGCGAACUCGACAUCUCAGCUCCUGACAUACACCAUCCGCGUCCCCGAUAAAAAGCCUAUGUGGUUCUACUGCUCACAAGCCAAGCACUGUCAGGCUGGUAUGGUUGGCGCCAUCAACGCCCCUGAAUCCGGCGCGAAGACCGUGGAUGCAUUCAAGGGCCUAGCUGCCCAAGCAUCCGAGAACCUCAGCCCUGGCCAAGCCUCUGGCUCUGGCUCUGGCUCUGGCUCUGGCUCUGGCUCUGGCUCUGGCUCCGGCACCAAUGGCAGCACCGGCACAGGGACCACAUCGCCCUCUGCUGGCUCAUCCGGCUCAGCUACAUCCGGUAACGGCACAUCAGGCACGACCACUGGCCCCGCGCAGAACACUGCCAACGCUGCACCUGUGCUCAUUAGCCAGUCUGUCUUCAGCCUCGGUGCUGCUGCACUGGCGGUCUUUGCCAUGUGGUAG
This is a messenger RNA of Didymella exigua CBS 183.55, 852 nucleotides long. Its product is annotated as Cupredoxin. Lineage: Eukaryota; Fungi; Ascomycota; Dothideomycetes; Pleosporales; Didymellaceae. The record is from RefSeq and is a predicted model, not a curated record. The transcript is spliced from 3 exons. The coding region runs from base 1 to 852 and encodes 283 amino acids.